Messenger RNA from Limulus polyphemus (Atlantic horseshoe crab), 827 nucleotides. Its product is annotated as scavenger receptor class B member 1-like. Lineage: Eukaryota; Metazoa; Arthropoda; Merostomata; Xiphosura; Limulidae. The record is from RefSeq and is a predicted model, not a curated record. The transcript is spliced from 5 exons. Gene Ontology annotation, molecular function: scavenger receptor activity. The annotation marks the transcript as partial. Gene Ontology annotation, cellular component: cytoplasm; membrane.
AUGACUCUCAGUUUAAACACAAGAGAAGAAGGCUUAGCUACGGACGUAGUAAGAAGUGGGGAUAACAGCAUGGUUUCAAGUGUUUUGAAAAUAGCUUUGUCAGCGCUUGGAAUUCUGGGAAUUGUUCUAGCUAUAUCUGGCGGUGUUUUAUAUAGCAUGAUUCCGAAUUUGAUUAAGAAAAAAAUUGACGAGCAACUGGUGUUAGCCGAAGGAACUACAAUGUUCGAGAACUGGAAGAAUAUUCCAGUGCCUAUAUACGUCAGGAUUUAUAUUUUCAACGUCACCAACCCUGCUGACGUCACCUUUAAUGGCGCGAAACCUGUAUUGGAAGAAGUGGGUCCCUACACUUUCAAGGAAACUAGAGUUAAAGAGAUUAUCGGAUGGAACAAAGAAGAAGACACUGUACUCUACCACGAAGUAAAAUCCUAUGUUUUUGAAAAAGGACUUUCAGCUGGAACCCAAGAUGAAAUAGUCUACGUCAUAAACGUACCGUUACUGGGAAUUGUUAAAGUUGCUCUUGAGAAAGUGUCAGCUUUAAUUCGCCCAUUCUUCUUACCAGUACUGAAUUCCUUGUUCAAGAAAUACAAGGAAGAAUUGUUUGUGAAACGGUUGGUUCGUGAGCUUCUCUUUGAUGGUUAUGGAGUGCCCCUGAUGAAGGAUCUGGCCCUACUAGCCAAACCAUUUAUAAAGAUACCACAGUUACUACCAAACAACACUUUUGGCCUUUUUUAUGGUAAAAACAACUCUCGAGGUGGAACGUUAUCAGUUUUUACGGGAGUACGAGAUUCCAGUAAAUUCACUCUUAUGAACACUUGGGAAAAUAAAAG